Molecule: messenger RNA, 1735 nt
Organism: Coregonus clupeaformis (lake whitefish)
Lineage: Eukaryota; Metazoa; Chordata; Actinopteri; Salmoniformes; Salmonidae
Product: prostacyclin receptor-like
Exons: 2
Coding region: 193-1347 (384 amino acids)
Biological process (GO): adenylate cyclase-activating G protein-coupled receptor signaling pathway; inflammatory response; positive regulation of cytosolic calcium ion concentration
Cellular component (GO): plasma membrane
Molecular function (GO): prostacyclin receptor activity
Source: RefSeq, a predicted model, not a curated record
UUGGUUGAAAUGAGGUGGAAAUAACAUUGAUUCAACCUGUUUUUGCCCAGUGGGAUGGGUCCUAACACUUACCGUAGCCUCUUCUGCUGCCAAAAAAGGGUGACUUCAAGAGCUUGAGGGGGCACAUCAGAACACAACACUUACAGCCUGACACACACACAACACAGACAAACACACACUGAACCUCCAGUCAUGCUGUCGAACGAGAGCUGCGAGAACAGCACCCAUAUCCACACGGACGGGAACCCGGUGGUGAGCACAGUGAUGUUCAUCCUGGGGGUGAUGGGGAACGUCAUCGCCCUGGCCAUCCUGGGGGUCCACCAGAAGGAGCGGCGCACCAAGUCCUCCAUCUUCUGCAUCCUGGUGACGGGGCUGGCCAUGACAGACCUGCUGGGAACCUGCUUCCUCAGCCCCCUGGUGUUUGUGUGUUACAUCCGCCAGCGAUCCCUGCUGGGGCUCACUGGGGACCAGGGACUCUGUGGCCUCUUCGCCUUUGCCAUGACCUUCUUUGGCCUGGCCUCCAUGCUGAUCCUGUGUGCCAUGGCCGUGGAGCGCUGCCUGGCCAUCAGCCACCCCUAUUUUUACUCCAAGUGCGUCCGACGCAGCUUCGCCAAGGUGGCCCUCCUGCUCAUCUACAUCUUCACCUGCGUCUUCUGUGUUUUGCCAUUCUUCGGCUUCGGCCGCCACAAGCAGUACUGCCCAGGCACGUGGUGCUUCAUCAAGAUGGAGGCGGCGGGCGAGGGGGCGGACGAGGAGAGGAAGGUUCUGGCGUUCUCGCUGUCCUACGCCUCGGUCAUGGCACUGCUGAUCGUGGCGGUGUUUGUGUGCAACGGCUCGGUGAUCGUCAGCCUGUGCCGGAUGCACCGCAGCCAGAUGACACGGCGUGGUUCGGUGGUGAACGGAGGGAGGAAGAGGAAGAUGAGUCUGGGCUGGUUCGGACAGGGGGAGGAGGAGAUGGACCACCUGAUGCUGCUGGCCUCCAUGACGGUCAUCUUCGUUGUCUGCUCCUUGCCGCUCACUAUUGCCGGUUUUGCCAAUGCCAUCGAGCCGGUGGGUGACGACCAGGAGAACCUGCUGGCGUUCCGUUUCCAGGCCCUCAACUCCAUCGUGGACCCCUGGGUCUUCAUCAUCUUCCGCAAGUCCGUGUUCCGCCACCUCCGCUCGCUGCUGUGCUGCCACUUCACUGGGGGAGCGGUGAAGAACACGGCCCACUGCACCUUCUCCUUACCCCCUGACGACCACAGGGAGUCUCCCAAACCCUCGCCCUCCGUUUCCCUGCAGCCCAAGCUAUACUCCAGCCUAUUAUGUGGGGGUGGGACUCGGGGCAGGAAAGAGGAUGGGAGUUAGGGAUGGAUGGAUGUGGGAGAGCAGACAAUGGGGGAAGGGGUUCGGGAUAGAGGGUUUGGAGAAUGAACUUUGUUGACCACUAGUACUUACAGGUACCUUAUCCGCUGUUGACUAGAAUGCAAUAUGAGUAUACCGAUGCAUGAGCUACAUGUGAGUGCCAUAUAAAAAGACUGCAAAGAAGUGGAUACAGUGAGUGAUUGUGCCUCCAAACACACUGAAAACUCAAAAACUCAAAGCAACUGAAUAGACAGAAGCUCCUGCUCUGAACUGAAUGUAUGCAGGAGAGGACCCCUAAGUGUGAUUCAUUAUGGACAACCAGCCCUGGACGGGCAAAGGUCAGGGCAAAGAGCUCUCUGUCAAUGUACAGUACGUACAGUGCCUUCAGAAA